ACACGGAUCUUUUUCUUAUCGCAAAUAAUUUACACUAAUGGAAUGAAAACUCUUAUUUGACGUAGAGAUAAUAAGAAAGAUAGGGUCUUAAUAGAAACAUAAGCACACUAUUGCCAAAGAGAAGAUGUUGAUUGAAUUGCUUAUAUUCUGUGUAUCUACAUAUUUUACAUAUGCCAACUCUUAUAUAGCUACAUUCCCGAACUCGUUGAUUCCUGGUGUGAAUCUAGACACAAGGGUCACUGUCCUCGGAGCAACAGGACCUGUUCAUGUUUUGGCCUCGCUACAUCAUGUCAGCAACAACUCGGAGAUAUCAUCUACGUCGAAGCAAGUUUCAAAUGGUGUUCCUAGUACCUUGCCAAUAAAGGUUCCAGAGGGCUUGCCGUUAUCCCAGUAUAAAGUCUCUAUAAGCGGCUCUGGAGGAUUGACUUUCAGGAAUGAAUCGAAAAUUCGUUUUGAAGAUAAGAAUCUGUUCAUAUUUCUCCAGACUGAUAAGACACGCUAUUCAGCGGGACAGCAAGUGAGGUAUCGGGCUAUAUUAUUGCAUCCUAAUCUGCUUGGUUAUAAGGGUACAUUUACCAUCACUAUCUUUGAUGGUAACGACAACAAAAUAGAAGUCAUUGACCAUUUAAAAACCAAGGAUGGUGUUGUGACCGGUAAACUGGUGUUGAGUAAGGAACCUGUAUUUGGUAAAUGGAGAAUAAACGUCAAUACUGAUACGGAAUCUUUGACCAAGAACUUCGAAGUAAAUGACUACGUUGUUCCGAGAUUCAGCGUUGACAUAGCUUUACCGGCUGGCAUUAAAACCACAGCGACAUCUGUAGAUAUAUCCGUUUCAGCCAGAUUUACAUUUAAUGCUGACGUUCUUGGAAAUUGUACAAUUCAAAUUUACGUCAAAGACAACCCCUAUCAGUUUGUCGAAUAUUGGAAACAGAUUAAAGGGAAAGUGAACUUUACUGUUGAUAUGACAGACUUAAGAAACACUUUCACAAGUUUGUUUAACAACAUAAUAGUUCGAGCCCUGGUAACAGAUAAUGCGACUGCUCUUACCAUAGCAGCCGAAGAGGACUUGAAAUUUUCUUCUGAUCAAACAUUUCCGACGUAUACAUCGCAACAGACUCUAACUAUUACAAAGAUAGACAAACGAGAUACUUUUGUUCCGGGGCUAACAUACCACACGCCGGUUUUUGUUGGCUAUGGGGACGAACCUGUUGGCUCAGCUGGAUUUAUCAACGUUAUACCAACAGUGACAACAGCUGAAGAAAGACUUUGUCUUCUCAAUAAUCCACCUACAAGAUGGCUUGAUAAAAGAACUACAAUACUGCAGAACUUUACCAUCGCGUUUGACGAGUCUGGAUAUGCGGCUCUAAAUGUCCCAGUCAGUAACCACACGGACCUACUUGUCCUUCAGUUAAGCUAUGGAACAACACAGAAUGAUGUGACACUUUACUCCGUAUCAAGCAGGCCUGUGCCUUUGCUGCGGAUGAAUGUUGAUAAAGUGCACACUCGCGUUGGUGAAAAUCUGACUAUAUUUACGGAGGCAACAGAGUUUCUGGGAGGUUUGAUUUCUUACGAGAUAUAUGCACGAGGAAUUCUACUGAAAACUGUUGUAAACCGCCUAGCUCAUGCAAAACGCACUUAUAUCGAUCUGGAGGUAACUGGCGAUAUGGUCCCGCAAAUGUAUGUAGUGGCUACUCAUCUAACUCCAUUGGGACAUCUCCUUUCAGAUUAUGUAACAUUCAAGGUAGAUGGAUCUCCUUGUAAAAAUAAGGUUUCUAUCAAAUAUAAUACGACUGUAUUGGAACCAAGGGGAGGUUUGCAAAUGGAAAUCAAAGCUGAUCCUAAUUCCACAGUCUACAUUAUGAUCGAAGAUGAAAAGAAUAGACUUCUUGGUACUGAAAAUGAUGUCUACCUAAGUGAGAUAGCAGACACAAUUGAGAAAUCAAACCGAAAUGUAAAAAGUCAUACAGGACGAAAGCGAAGGUAUGAUUCGAAUAUGCCGUUGACGUUAAAUGGAUAUCGGUGGAUACUGAAAUAUGUUAAUUAUACACAUGAACAGGAGAAGUUGUUCAGGAGAAGCAACAGUAACGUUGGGGAUGAUAUAUAUCACGAAAGUGGUGUAGUGGUUUUGUCAGAUAUAGAUAUGUAUCAGAGGACGGACACCAGCAAUUUGCUUAUGUUUGAUACUAUAUUACCAAAGAAAUGUAUCCAUAUCACAACCUUGCCUCCAGUUACCUAUCCCUACGGAGUGUUUCCUGGUCAGCCUCCUACGCCUGCUCCCGGUGUCACAUAUGCGCCAAAUAACAUUCCUACACCAGCCCCAGGUAUGACGUACGCACCAGGACAGUUUCCUACUUGGGUUCCAGGAAUGGUUCCUACGCCCGCUCCAGGUCAAACGUACGCACCAGGCAUGGCAACAACACCUGUUCCAGCUUCUGUGGCAGCAAAAGACAUCUUACGUAACAGAUUUCCAGAGACGUGGCUGUGGGAAGAAUAUCACAUUGGGCCAUCCGGGAAACAUUUUGUAAUUCAAACAGCACCUGAUGCUAUAACAUCGUGGAUUACAUCUGUGUUUGCGACAAACCCAGACACUGGUUUUGGUAUAUCGGAGGUAAAGCAAAAGAUUUCCGUGAAGAAAAGCUUUUUCCUGACCAUGGAUUUACCAUCAUCAAUUAUACUAGGCGAGGAAGUUCUUGUACAGAUAACAGUAUUCAAUUACAUGGCUGUACCACAACAGGUAUUUCUGCAAGUAGUGAAGUCUGACGACCCAACACAUCCUAUACCAGCAGCCACAAUGGUUCAACCAAACGAAGGACAUUCUACAUACAUUCGUGUCACACCGACAGCUCUAGGAACCCUGAAAAUUAACGUUCACGCAAAAGCUGGAUUCUUCUCUACAUCUGCAACAGAUGCGUUAGAAAAAGAAGUGGCUGUAUUGCCCCUUGGUGUACACAAAACUACUAACGAGCAACAUCUAGUGGAUGUGAACAGUGGGGGCCAGACUUUUACACAGACACUAUUGCUGAAGGACCAUCCAAAUAUCAUAUCUGGAACUAAAAAUGUAUAUAUGAAAAUAACAGGCGACUUUCUGGUUCCCAGCAUAGAAGGGUUACAAAACUUAAUUAAUUUGCCUAAUGGUUGCGGAGAACAAACCAUGUUAAAUCUGGCGCCGGACGUUUUCUUAACGAAAUACAUGAAUGUCACGGGUCAGUUGACAAGAGCUGUGGAAGACAGAGCAUUGCAAUUUAUCCGAUCUGGCUACCAACACGAACUGGGGUUCAGACAUUAUGACGGUUCCUUUAGUAUCUGGGGAUCAAUCAGACGGCUAUGGAAGCACAUGGUUGACCGCGUAUGUUUUAAAAUGUUUUCACCAAGCCAAAGAGUUUAUUACCAUUGACAAUGAUGUGCUGUCUACAGCCAUGGGCUGGCUUUUAAGUCGACAAAAUAAUGAUGGUUCAUUUUUAGAGCAACUGCCAGUUUAUUAUGUAGAUCAUAGGAGUACAGGGAGAGGAAUAAAACUGACAGCUUUCACCUUGAUCUCAAUUCUAGAAUGUAAAGAUAUAACUAAUGUUCAA
This is a messenger RNA of Mercenaria mercenaria, 3572 nucleotides long. RefSeq names its product CD109 antigen-like. The transcript has 39 exons. NCBI's taxonomy places the organism in Eukaryota, Metazoa, Mollusca, Bivalvia, Venerida, Veneridae. The record is from RefSeq and is a predicted model, not a curated record. Bases 125 to 3394 code for a protein of 1089 amino acids. Gene Ontology annotation, molecular function: endopeptidase inhibitor activity.